GCCCAUUAGAAAAAAUUGUGGUGGCAGCACCAGAAAAAUUGGAGAAUGAUUGCAAACUGCAAUACUCUUUUACCACCUAUUCCCCCCUGUUUGUCUCCAGGAAUUUCAUGUGAUAAAAGAAUUAGCACAUUACCACUUCAUUCCCCUCCUCAAUCUUAAGAUCUUGUUCCAUUUACACAAGAUACAUACGCUCUUUGUGAAUCUGCUUCCAUCUUGUUAUUUCAUUCAUCGGGUCUCCUUUUGCCUCUUGGCCAUUUUCCUACAUCAAUUCUAUUGUGAUUAAGUCGGAGAAGAGUUUUAGCUUCACGCUAUCAUGGGUGUUUCUGAGGGAAUUCUCUUAGGGAUGGGAAAUCCAUUGUUGGAUAUAUCUGCGGUCGUGGACCAAGAUUUCUUGAACAAAUAUGAUAUCAAGUUGAACAAUGCGAUUCUCGCUGAGGAAAAGCAUUUUCCCAUGUACGAAGAAAUGGCCAAAAACUACAAAGUGGAGUUUAUUGCAGGAGGUGCUACUCAAAACUCAAUCAAAGUGGCUCAGUGGAUGCUUCAGUUCCCUGGUGCAACAAGUUACAUUGGGUGUAUUGGGAAGGACAAGUUUGGGGAGGAAAUGAAGAAAAACUGUAAACUUGCUGGUGUUAAUGUUCGCUAUUAUGAGGAUGAAUCCACACCCACAGGAACUUGUGCUGUCUGUGUCCUUGGAGGUGAAAGAUCACUUGUAGCAAAUCUAUCAGCAGCAAACUGCUAUAAGUCUGACCAUCUCAGGAAACAAGCCAAUUGGGCACUCGUUGAGAAGGCUAAGUACUUCUACAUUGCUGGAUUCUUCCUUACUGUGUCCCCUGACUCCAUCCAACUUGUUGCUGAAUAUGCAGCCGCAACCAACAAGGUGUUCACUAUGAACCUUUCAGCUCCAUUCAUCUGCGAGUUCUUCAGGGAUGCACAAGAGAAAGUCCUUCCGUAUGUGGACUUCGUAUUUGGAAACGAGACUGAAGCAAGAACUUUCUCAAAAGUUCAUGGUUGGGAGACGAAGAAUGUGAAAGAGAUAGCUAUCAAGAUAUCGCAAUGGCCUAAGGCAUCAGGAACAUACAAGAGGAUUACUGUCAUAACUCAAGGUGAAGAUCCUGUGGUUGUUGCUGAAGAUGGGAAUGUGAGGACUUUUCCUGUCACUCCAUUGCCAAAAGAGAAGCUAGUCGACACAAAUGGUGCAGGUGAUGCGUUUGUCGGAGGAUUUAUGUCGCAGUUGGUUCAAAAGAAGCCCAUUGAAGAAUGUGUAAGAGCAGGUUGCUAUGCGUCCAAUGUUGUCAUCCAAAGGUCUGGCUGCACAUACCCUGAAAAGCCUGAUUUCGAGUGAAAAACACUUGGAAAUUGGCUUUUCUAAAGUUGAAACACUAUUGUUCUACUAUUUUGUUAUUGUUUUCUUCUAGAUUUGGUGCUUCGAGCACAAUACCAACAAAGUACAAUAAUACACAAUUAUAACUGUAUCCUUUUAAGUAUAUUCAUUUACACAAAUGUGAGGAAGUAUGGUC
Messenger RNA from Linum tenue, 1517 nucleotides. The record is from the annotation of a GenBank genome assembly. Lineage: Eukaryota; Viridiplantae; Streptophyta; Magnoliopsida; Malpighiales; Linaceae.